Messenger RNA from Manduca sexta (tobacco hornworm), 1287 nucleotides. RefSeq names its product replication factor C subunit 2 (gene RfC4). Gene Ontology annotation, molecular function: DNA binding; ATP hydrolysis activity; DNA clamp loader activity. The transcript has 4 exons. Gene Ontology annotation, cellular component: nucleus; DNA replication factor C complex. Gene Ontology annotation, biological process: DNA-templated DNA replication; DNA repair. The coding region runs from base 76 to 1125 and encodes 349 amino acids. Lineage: Eukaryota; Metazoa; Arthropoda; Insecta; Lepidoptera; Sphingidae. The record is from RefSeq and is a predicted model, not a curated record.
UACAAAGUGACAUUUCUUAUCGCGCGCUUUGCGUUUACUGUUUUGAUUUUGAAGAAAAACAAGUUUAUUUUAAAAAUGAGCGAUGAUGUUGUUAUUAUGGAAGUAGACGAGGCUGAACCUAAACCGUCUAAAGCUGCGGGGCCUAGCAAACUUACCACAACUUUACCAUGGAUAGAAAAAUACAGACCUCAAGUUUUUGAAGACAUUGUCGGCAAUGAGGACACUGUGUCUCGGCUGGCGGUGUUUGCAAAAUCUGGCAACGCGCCGAACAUCAUCAUAGCUGGUCCGCCAGGCGUGGGGAAGACUACAACUAUUCUCUGCCUGGCCCGCGCCCUCCUAGGCUCUUCUUUCAAAGAUGCCGUAUUGGAGUUGAAUGCGUCAAAUGAUCGCGGUAUCGAUGUUGUUCGCAACAAGAUUAAGAUGUUUGCCCAACAAAAAGUGACACUCCCACCAGGGCGUCACAAAAUCGUGAUCCUAGACGAGGCAGAUAGCAUGACGGAAGGCGCCCAACAGGCGUUGCGCAGAACCAUGGAGCUCUACUCAAGCACCACACGGUUUGCCCUGGCCGCCAAUAACAGUGAGAAAAUUAUUGAGCCUAUUCAGUCUCGGUGUGCAGUCCUACGAUACUCAAGACUUACUGAUGCACAGAUAUUAGCAAAGAUAAUAGAAGUCUGCCAAAAAGAAAACCUAUCAUACACAGAGGAGGGAGUGAGUGCGAUAGUGUUCACCGCCCAGGGGGAUCUCCGAUCAGCUCUCAACAACCUACAGUCAACUGCACAGGGCUUUGGUCACAUUAGCCCGGACAAUGUGUUUAAAGUGUGUGAUGAACCACAUCCGAUGCUUGUAAAAAACAUGCUCAUGGCUUGCAGUAAGCAGGACAUACAUGAAGCUUACAAGGUAAUAGCGAAGCUCUGCAAGCUUGGCUAUGCAGCGGAAGACAUAGUGAGCAACAUAUUCAGAGUAUGCAAGACCCUGGACGUAUCCGAAGACUUGAAGCUCGCCUUCAUCAGGGAGAUAGGCCUGACGCACAUGCGAGUAGCAGAUGGGCUGUCGUCUCCACUACAGCUGGCCGGCCUGCUAGCGAGGAUGUGCCGCGCUGCUGCUGGGGGCGACCCUGACUGGUAAUAAAGGGUGGUAGACCAGUUUGAACUGUUAAUGAUGACUGAAAACUAAAAUUGUGUUUAACGGCAGUUGAAGUGAAGUGUAUUCUGAGAAAUCCUUAUCCUCGCAAAUGGUAUUAAGGUACUAGGUAUUUUGUGAAAAAAUGAAAUAAAAUUUCUUUGUUUA